GCCUCUCUCUCCGGCGAGGCGAGCGGCGAUGGGUCGCCUCCGCCGCCGCGACGGGGUCGGUCUCGGUCUCGGUCUCGGUAUCCUCCUCCAUGGGGCUGUGGCCCUCGCGUCGCUGCUCCUCGUCGCCUCCGGCGAAGUCUUCUUCGAGGAGCGGUUCGACGAUGAUUGGGGGAGCCGGUGGGUGAAAUCUGACUGGAAAAAGAGUGAAGGGAAAGCCGGAACAUUCAAACAUACGGCAGGGAGCUAUUCUGGAGAUCCUGAUGACAGAGGUAUACAAACCACCAUGGAUGCUAAGCAUUUUGCUAUAUCGGCCAAGUUCCCAGAAUUCAGUAACAAGAACCGGACAUUGGUGGUUCAGUAUUCAAUAAAGAUUGAGCAGGAUAUUGAAUGUGGUGGUGCUUAUAUCAAGCUUAUGUCUGGUUAUGUCAAUCAGAAGAAAUUUGGCGGUGAUACUCCUUAUAGCUUCAUGUUCGGGCCUGAUAUAUGUGGCGAUCAGACAAAGAAACUCCAUCUUAUUCUGUCAUACCAAGGACAAAACUACCCUAUAAAGAAAGAUCUGAAAUGUGAAACUGACAAGUUAACACAUUUUUACACAUUUAUCCUUAGGCCAGAUGCCUCUUAUAGCCUACUUAUUGAUAAUCGGGAGAGAGAAUUUGGGAGUAUGUACACUGACUGGGACAUCCUCCCUCCUCGCAAGAUCAAAGAAGCUAAUGCAAAAAAGCCAAAAGACUGGGAUGACAGGGAAUAUAUUGAAGAUCCUGAUGAAUUUAAACCAGAGGGCUACAACUCUAUUCCAAAAGAGAUUCCUGAUCCAAAGGACAAAAAGCCUGAGUCAUGGGAUGACGACGACGACGGUGUAUGGAAACCUAGAAUGAUACCGAACCCAGAGUACAGGGGACGAUGGAAACGCAAGAAAAUUAAGAACCCUAACUACAAGGGAAAAUGGAAGGUCCCAUGGAUUGAUAACCCAGAAUUUGAGGAUGACCCAGACCUAUAUGUGCUGAAACCUUUGCAGUAUGUGGGAAUUGAAGUUUGGCAGGUGAAAGCUGGUUCAGUUUUUGAUAACAUUUUGAUUUGUGACGAUCCAGAAUAUGCAAGAAAUGUUGUGGAUGAAAUUAGGGCUGCAAAUAAAGAGGCUGAAAAGGAGGCAUUUGAGGAGGCUGAAAAGCGGAGAAAGGCUAGAGAAGAGGAGGAGGCUCGGCGUGCACGAGAGGAAGGAGAGAAACGAAGAAGAGAAAGAGACCGGAGCCGUGGCAGGGAUCGUUACAGGGAUAAAUAUAGGGGUCAUCGUAGGUACGACUACCAUGACGAGCUAUGAGGUCUCCAAACUAUUCCAUUCUCUCAAGAAACCGCAAGAAGUUACGGGUGGUUAUAUAAUUUCAUCAUCAGUCCAAUCGAUGACUACUAAUAAAAUAGAACAGAUCAUGUCGAUGCGAGAAGAAAGCACACGAGAACACGAAUUGAAGCUGUGAAAGCUACAACAUCCAUUUUUGGCCAGUAGCAAUCGAAAGAAAAAUGUAUUUCUCCCUCUCCCAGUAAUAUAAAUCUUGUUAGUGGCUUAA
This is a messenger RNA of Oryza brachyantha (malo sina), 1562 nucleotides long. Its product is annotated as calreticulin-3-like. Gene Ontology annotation, biological process: protein folding. The record is from RefSeq and is a predicted model, not a curated record. Bases 29 to 1318 code for a protein of 429 amino acids. The transcript is spliced from 14 exons. Lineage: Eukaryota; Viridiplantae; Streptophyta; Magnoliopsida; Poales; Poaceae. Gene Ontology annotation, molecular function: calcium ion binding. Gene Ontology annotation, cellular component: endoplasmic reticulum; endoplasmic reticulum membrane.